GAGUACGGAGUAGUGGCCGUUGGUUGGGAUGAGUACGGAGUAGUGGCCGUUGGUUGGGAUGAGUACGGAGUAGUGGCCGUUGGUUGGGAUGAGUACGGAGUAGUGGCCGUUGGUUGGGAUGAGUACGGAGUAGUGGCCGUUGGUUGGGAUAGGAGUACGGAGUAGUGGCCGGGUUGGUUGGGAUGAGUACGGAGUAGUGGCCGUUGGUUGGGAUGAGUACGGAGUAGUGGCCAUUGGUUUGAGGCAGUUAGGACAAAUCAUUAGUGAGCUUUAGUAGGGCAGUUUCAGUGGACAUUAGAGAGGGAGAGAUUGAAGAUGUG
Staurois parvus is the source of this 320-nucleotide messenger RNA. Lineage: Eukaryota; Metazoa; Chordata; Amphibia; Anura; Ranidae. The record is from the annotation of a GenBank genome assembly.